Messenger RNA from Lucilia cuprina (Australian sheep blowfly), 1580 nucleotides. RefSeq lists its product as uncharacterized. Gene Ontology annotation, cellular component: kinetochore. NCBI's taxonomy places the organism in Eukaryota, Metazoa, Arthropoda, Insecta, Diptera, Calliphoridae. Gene Ontology annotation, molecular function: nucleic acid binding. The transcript has a single exon. The coding region runs from base 60 to 1526 and encodes 488 amino acids. The record is from RefSeq and is a predicted model, not a curated record.
UACCGAUUGUUGUUGUUCAUUAAUUGUACAAAUUGUUCGGGUACCAUUUUAAAACAAAAAUGUUGAAUUGGCUGGUUUCCUAUAUAAAUUAUCAUGGAUACUAUGUUUACAAUUGUUAUUACAGCAAUUACUACAACAAUAAUUACUACAACAACAAUUCCUUUGGUUACGUAUACAAUUACAACGAUCAGCAAGAGUAUUCGUAUCGUUCACUCACAAGACGUCAAAGAAACCGUUUAAAUCGCCAGGCGAAGAGGAAUGAUGAAUACAGUAAUAUGAAUAAUAAUCAAAAUAAAACAGUACCACAAAAUCGCAAAGCAUUAGAAGAGGCUAAUUUUAAGAAAGGUCUUGAAACAAAAAUUGAACAAGGUAAUAAGGGUUAUGAGUUGCUUGUGAAAAUGGGCUAUGAAAAUGGCAAAGGAUUGGGUAGAAAUGCUGAAGGUAUAUUAGAGCCCUUAAUGCUAGAAAAGAAAUCCGAUCGUAAAGGUUUGGGAGCAGAAGUGACCAGCACUACAUUAAUUCAACAUUUGUCUAGAGGACAAAGAAGACGAUUGCGCCUUAAGCUAAAGGAAGCAGAAGAAGCUGCUCAGCAGGCUCAAAAAGCAAAGGAAUUGCAAAAACCGUUGGCACUAAAAACAGUUAUAAGCACUCAGCAACAGGUGCAGAAUUCCAGACAAGUAGCCGUGGUAGCUAAACAAGCUGUGGUAGCUCCUACUAUCAAAUAUACUCAAAAUUCAGAGAAACAAAACUUAGUCAAAGCUGUAGCCACAGUGUUACCGUCAAAGACUGCAAUUGCAACAACAACAACUAAGAGCCUAAGCACAUCCAAACUAGGGAAAAUGAAAUUCUCUGUAAAAGAACCUUGUACACCAGAAUUUUUGCAAUCAAUAGGACAAACGUUCAAUUCGGAAAUUGAAUUGAUGCAAUUGCGUUUAGCUGCCGAAGCCUCAAUAAAUCUUGUCACCGAUGAUGAUUUCCUAAUUGUUGCCAAAAUCUUCAUAGACAAUAAUCCAAACGUGGCCGAUCAUGUAUUUGAAUUUAUACGCACCGAACUGGUUGGAUGGAUUGGAGUAUAUCAGCAGGAGGGUUUAUCCACGCCCAUUUUUCACAGCAUCACCAACAAUGGCAGUCACAUUACCAUCGUUUGUGACAAUAAUUAUGCCUUUGAAUGUCUAUCACGUUGCAUUGAGGAUAUUGUACAGAUGAAGACCAUGGAAUCUCUUAAGGUCUUACGUUUGCCUGCCAUUACACCUUUAAUUUAUUGUUUCGAUGCGAAAUACGAGGGUAUAGCAAGUGACGCUAAAUUGUUUUUAUCACAACUUAACUUGCACAAACCCAAAUUAUAUACUGACAAUUGGGUGGUAGCAUCGCAAGAAGUUUGUCCCGAGGGACGGGUGACAUAUUUUAUCUUCUUAGUCGACGAACGUUCAGCGCUGGCACUGAAUUUCCAUUAUAGCCGUAGUUUUUGCAUUUGUAUGCAACAGGUUACUUUUCGUAAUCGUGGUAUUGUAAGAGAAACUAUUUGAAAUUUAUUUUUUUAAGUUUAAAUAUGCAAUGCAUUUAUUAGUUUUUAAUAAUAU